GCCCGGGAAGCAGCAUGGCGGAAGCUGAGGAGCAGCCGCCUGGCUCCCCUCAGAGCGAGGGCCGAGGCGAAGGCGGCGAGGAAGCCCCGGAAGGCGGAGCGGCGGCGGGGGCUGCCGAACCGGCUCCCCCUCCGGCCGGCUCGCCGGGCACCGAGGAGGCCGCCAGCGACACGAAAAAGAAAAUUGACAUCCUGCUGAAGGCCGUGGGAGACACCCCCAUCAUGAAGACCAAGAAGUGGGCCGUGGAGCGGACGCGGACCAUCCAGGGCCUGGUCGACUUCAUUAAGAAGUUCCUCAAGCUAAUGGCCUCCGAACAGCUGUUCAUAUAUGUAAACCAGUCUUUUGCUCCAUCUCCAGACCAAGAAGUUGGCACCCUCUAUGAGUGUUUUGGAAGUGAUGGCAAGCUUGUACUGCAUUAUUGCAAAACUCAGGCAUGGGGAUGAAUGUCAGGAAAUACAGUUGUUCAAGUGUCUUCAAAAAUGGAAAAAGGACUAACUUUCUUAACCUGUAAACACACAGAAAGAAGGAUUUUUGCAUUUCUGCUUAUGACAGUACAUUUAUAAAAAUGAUGCAGAUGAAUGCCAUAACAGAAUGCUACCUGGCCUAUAUUCCUAAGCUAUCUGAUCAUGAAGCUUUUUUUAUCAUGUACAUUUAGGGUACAGAAGAAAAACCCUGCAUCUGCCAUCUGUCAAGUAGAGCCAUCUUUCUUGCUGCUGAGCUGUUAGUUGCUGUAUCUGAGAGGAAAUGAUGUCAUAGUUGUCUGGAGGACUGGACUGCUCUGUCAUUCUGUGUGCUGUACUGGGGAUAAAAGUUCCUUUUUUUUAUUAAAAGGGAUGAGUAUGGUAUGUGUCA
Messenger RNA from Calypte anna (Anna's hummingbird), 852 nucleotides. RefSeq names its product autophagy related 12 (gene ATG12). The transcript is spliced from 4 exons. Gene Ontology annotation, biological process: autophagy of mitochondrion; nucleophagy; autophagosome assembly. Gene Ontology annotation, cellular component: cytoplasm; Atg12-Atg5-Atg16 complex; phagophore assembly site membrane. The record is from RefSeq and is a predicted model, not a curated record. Lineage: Eukaryota; Metazoa; Chordata; Aves; Apodiformes; Trochilidae. The coding region runs from base 15 to 443 and encodes 142 amino acids.